GAAAAAAAACUUCAGUAAUUAGGAGGAGUGUCCACAUACUUUUGACCAAACUGUGUUUAUUAUUUAUAAGGUGAUGUCUCCAUCUACUGGUUAUGACUUUAAUAUGUAACUUAUACUCUCCAGUCCAAUAUACAGUAGUUCUCCCAAAAACCAUGCUAAUAUGCUGCACCCAUCGUUGUAAUUGAUCACGUGACUCGGGGCUCAGCAUUGAUGUGACGCAAUCGCGGCUGUGUUAGAACUCUGAUGACGUCACAGAGAGCUGCACUGCAUGACCUGAGCGCGAGGUGAAUCAGAGCUUCAUUUCUUCUUACUGGGGAGUAACACAAAGCAGAGAGAUAUGCCUCAAGUGAACAAAGUGGACGUUGUCCAGUCCAAGGUUCCUGAUCUCCAGGAGCCUUCACUACAAUACUUCAGGGGAAAAUUAGGGGAAAGUCUGUUUGUGAAAUCGGCAGAAUUCGACUCGUCGGACAAAGACAUGGAAAUAACGUGUGGAUCCUACAACUGCCUCCACGAUCCACACUUAAAGAACUUCUUUAACCAGCCACAAAGGAAAAAGCAUCUGCUCAAACAGGGUCUCAUCAUUCAGGACGAUCAGGUGCUGUGCUCGGCGAAAGAUCUAGUUCAGUACAUGCGGUACAUCAGAAGAGUGCUGAUGAGCUGGAACAAACUUCACCAACAAGAGCAGAAGCAGCUGCUGAAGAAGUUCAUGGUGCUGAAACUCAAUUGUGGAGUUCCUGAGAACAUCAGUGCUGCUCACAUGAAAGAGUGGCUCAUCUAUAGAGAGAGAAGCACCUUCAGGAACAUCUUCAAGAAAAAUGUAAAACAAGGCAGCAAUUCAAGCUAUGCUGAAAAGGCCUGGGAGGUAAAUCAAAGGAUCGAGCUGGAGGAAAUGGAGAAAAAAAUUCUCAGAGAGCUCCGUGUAGAACGUCGAAUCCCACAAAGACCAGUGGACGUUCCUUCUAAACUGGAAAAUGUACAAAAAAUAUUUGUACUGCCCUGUUCGUCUGGCUCGACCAUUUCACCUGCUGAUGACCAGGCCGAGGGCACCCUGCUGGCUCAGGACUCAACACUAGAGAAUUCACCCACUGGGAACUCAAUCCAGAAAUUUAGUCAAUCAGCUGAUGGAGCUGCUGCAAGUAUGUUGUACCCGCUCUAAUGGAAUUUGUUCAUCCUACACAGUCCACCAGAGUGCAUCUUCCAGACUUGGUCUUGUCAGAAUCUUACAAAAUCACCAAGCUCAGGGAUUAAAUCGGACAGUUCUGGGGGUUUUGAGAGCUCUGUAGUAAUGAGCUCCUCUGAUGAAUCAGUGAAUACACCCCCCUUACUCUCGACGGCUAAGAAGUUGGUGCUGGAGGUGCGGUACUGUUCUGCAUCUCUGAUCAAAUGUCAGCAGGAAGAGAGCAAUGACAAGGCUGAUGAUUUUGAGAACCUGGACUUGGAUGUUCAACUUCCAAGUCCGUCACCGUCUUCUGUCUCCUCUGUUGAAGUUAUCAGAGAGAGGAAUGUUAUUACACCAGUGGAAGAACCAGAAACUAGUUUUCAGUUCUCCAACACAGAGGAACCCGAGGUCACCUUUCUGGGAUUUAGACCUCAGAGAACGUGCCAGUCUCGGACCAGCCCAACAUGUACAGAUAGAAAACAUGAGUGAAGAUAUUGUCGGACAGACCUUAGACAUGGUGAUAUCAGUUCUUGCAAGUGAAGGACUUUUGUCACUACAGGAAACAUCAGAUAUGUCUGAUGUAUCUUCACCAGAUAAUUCUAUAGAAUCAGACAUGUUGGCAAGUUGUGGCACCACAGAUGAAAGCCAGAGUCCGACCCAGUGCUCAUGCUCAGAUUCUGGUUCCCAGCUGAGCUUACAAUCAAAAAAGGUAGUAAGUGAAACUCUGGUGGGAAUCCAAAGGAAAUGAUCAGACCAGUCUUUAACUGAAAUCAUCUCACCAGAUAACAGUGAUGCCAUCAGUGACCUUAUCAGUGGCAUCCUAAGGCAGAUCCAGGAAUCACCCAGCCUGGAUGCCAGUGAGCUAAUCUCCUCCAGCUCUUCAGAAAGCAGCUUCAUUUCACUCUCACAUGAUUGUAAAGCUCAGUCUGGUUCUGAGAUCAUGGGGGAUAAAUUAGUAAUGAAGAACAUCCAGCCACACAUUGGUACCAUCAGCAAGGCUCAAAGGAAACCUUCAGAUGUGAAUGGAGAUGUUAUCAACUCUCUGGUUCUAGAGGUUUUGGGAUCUGCUCUGUUUGAAAACCCUUCAGAGAAAACGUCACACCUUGAUGCUCUGAACAGAGACCAGACUGUCAGAUUGGUAAAAUCUUCAGAUAAUACUGCAGGACCAGAGAGACCCUGCCAUCAGAGGCCAAAGUCCUGCCCAUUAUUAAAGAAGGACAGUACUAGUAAUGCUGCAGGGGCUUCUGCCAGCCAAACACCUGAAAACCCAACUGGCAAGAAACAAAAGAAGAAGAAAAGUGUUCGCUCUUUAUUCAUGAUGGCCUGGAAAGUGGUGAAACGGACCUUCACCAGAAGAUCCAACAAGAUAUCUCCAAUCUAAUCGUCCACCAUUUAUUUUACCACCAGCCAAAACUGAGCAGAAUUAUCCUUAGCUAGAUCAUUACCAUGGACAUGUCUUGGGUCCUCGCUUAGAGAGACCUGAAGAACCACGUUCCACCAUGAAGACUUCAUUGUUGUUAGACUUUUGUCAGCAGGAGGUCACCUUCCUUCUUUAGUAACCAACUUUUAUCUGGCACUACUGUGAUCUGUGCCAUGUUGGUCACUUUUGAUUAUCAUGAGUGGUCAGUCUUGUUCCUUUCUCCACUUUGGUUCUCAGUCAUGAGCUCCAUUAUCGAGAGCUCUGCUCUGAGUUUCCUUUGGUAACAUUUGGUUGAGGUACUUCUGCUGUCCCACAGUCUUACUUGGUACCAUCUUGGCUUGGCAGCAUCUGUGGUUCCUGGUCUUUCUGAGUACUUUCUGAUGCUGAAAGGUUAUUUCACUCAACAUGUACCUAUUCAGCAUUGUUCACAUUCUCACCUGUAGAACUGUAGUUCUGAAAGAUUCAUUUACCUUCACAAGGAGCAGAAAAUCCCUCAAACAUCCCAGGAUUGCAGGAUUUCAUGGUGACUAUUCUGGUUAAGAGAGUUUCCUCUGAAGAACAGGAAGAAGACAUCACACCUGCUUCUCUGAAAAACCUCACCAAGUUAUGUCCAGAGUGAUGAUCUAGCUAGGAGUGUUAAUAUGCUCAUAUCUACAAGCCACAUGACCAAGCACACAUCUGUACCAGCUGUGUUUCUUCUUCAAUAUAAAAACAACACAGGACUCGGAGUGCCAGCCAGAAGAGGAUGGAUGCUGCUUAAUUUUCCUGGACACUCUAGGCUUAAUUCUCUGUACAUUUUAACCAAUAAAAUUUCAACACUGAUCCUUGAUGCAAAAA
This is a messenger RNA of Trichomycterus rosablanca, 3416 nucleotides long. RefSeq names its product fibrous sheath-interacting protein 2-like. NCBI's taxonomy places the organism in Eukaryota, Metazoa, Chordata, Actinopteri, Siluriformes, Trichomycteridae. The transcript has 10 exons. The record is from RefSeq and is a predicted model, not a curated record. The coding region runs from base 338 to 1156 and encodes 272 amino acids.